AUGGACGAGUCAACAGAAGUCCGAACUGACGGCAACUCUCUGCUGAAGGCUGUCUAUUUGUCUCGUCUACGUCUGACCCGCCUUCUUUUGGAGGGCGGGGCCUACAUAAAUGAGAGCAAUGAACAGGGUGAGACACCGCUAAUGGUGGCCUGCAAGACCCACCAUACAGAUUCUCAGAGUGUACCGAAGCAGAAGAUGGUCCGGUAUCUUCUAGAAAAUGGUGCUGAUCCAAACAUCCAGGAUAAGACGGGGAAAACGGCCCUGAUGCACGCAUGUCUGGAACAAGCUGGAGCUGAGAUUCUGUCCCUUCUUCUGAGCAGUGGAGCUGAUCCGACUCUUGAGGAUCACACAGGUUUGUCAGCUUUGGUUUACGCUGUCAAUUCAGGAAACAGAGACAUCCUGAGGGUCCUCCUGGAUGCCUGUAAAGCAAAGGGUAAAGAGGUCAUCAUCAUCACCACCAACAAACUGCCGACUGGCCAUCAGAUGACAAAGCAGUACCUCAAUGUCCCUCCACCUCCUGAUCUUGAGGACCGAAUGCAUUACACCUCAGCAUCUUCUUGCAUGUGGCCCUAUGAGUUCCAGCUACGAACUCCUCCACAAGGCUCUUCUGCAAGUGCUUCCCCCCAGCCUGGAAGCCCCCUUCUUGGCCUCAGGGACCCCCAGUGUUUAGGCUCAAGUCCUAGCUUAAUUACAUCCCGCCCAAGCUCCCCGAUCCAACACCCAAGUCCUUUACGUAUUCCUGGGGUGGAUAAACGCCUUAACCUGCAGAGGUUACAGUCUGAGCAGUGGUCCAAAAGUCCGUCCUUGUUACUCCAGCAGAGCCAGGCCUCAUCUUUAACCGAAGAGCCGGCAGAAAUAACACCUGAGGAAGAGUUGUCCUUCAGAGUCAAUGGACUUGCCUGCCAUGGGCGAUCUCCAGCUGUCUCACGCCACCACAGCAUAGAUGUCAAAGACCCAUCGGGACUUCUGAGGACAUUGGAAAACAUGUCAGGAAAUGAGAUUAGAGGAGGAGGUGGAAGAAGGGUUUUUUGUCGGAAGAUGUCCUACGACAGCGCGGCAAGUUCACCUCAUUCUGCUUCCCACCCCAACUUGCUCCAAGACUCUCUGCAGAACGUGGUCAGUCGGAGGAACAUCGGUAUUGACCACUACAGCUCUGAUUCUCAGUUACAGCAGUUUGGCAGCCGAGAUAAUUCCUCUAAGAGUGUUGGUGGGACAGGAGCAGGACCAGAGAAGAACAAGUUGGUCAACAGUGGAUCUUCAACUCUGUCAGCGUCCAGGGAGUCGUUGGAGAGCUUUGUCCCAAGACGGGGUGCGACAGGGCUGGAGCGAAGAGGUUCAGGAGCUCUCCUUCUGGAUCACAUUGCCCAUACUCGCCCUGGAUACCUCCCUCCUCUCAACCCCCACGCUCCGAUACCUGAUAUCGGGGUCACUUCUUGUGCUUCUUACCCUUUGAGCGGUAGCAGUAAGACAUUGAACGGUGUUCUUACCGGGUCAAAGCCUUUUCUACCCUGUGCACCAGUAUUCCCCAGGGAUCCCAAAACCAAAAAAAUGCUGUGGAGGCGCCACUCAAUGCAGAGUGAGCAGAUCCAACAGCUGGCUGACUUUAAGGAAACGUUUGGCCACUAG
This is a messenger RNA of Cheilinus undulatus (humphead wrasse), 1626 nucleotides long. RefSeq names its product ankyrin repeat domain 34Bb (gene ankrd34bb). Gene Ontology annotation, molecular function: protein binding. Bases 1 to 1626 code for a protein of 541 amino acids. The transcript has 2 exons. The record is from RefSeq and is a predicted model, not a curated record. NCBI's taxonomy places the organism in Eukaryota, Metazoa, Chordata, Actinopteri, Labriformes, Labridae.